Messenger RNA from Owenia fusiformis, 663 nucleotides. The record is from the annotation of a GenBank genome assembly. Lineage: Eukaryota; Metazoa; Annelida; Polychaeta; Sabellida; Oweniidae.
GGAUAACAAAGGGAAUAACGAAACAAGUGGUAGAUUGGGGCCCGAUGGCAUAUGAUGUCUGCUUUAUACAGGCAGGCGGUAAUGACAUAGCGGAUAAAACUUUUUCUCAAAAAACUGAUUUGAAAUCGGUAGUAAAAGUGGUAGCAGAAGAAUUAUGGACUUUAGCUUUAAAAUGCAAAAUUCAUGUGAAACCAAAUUGCUUAGUGAUCAUUGGCAAAUUAAUCCAGAGAUGGAUCACCCCCAGGCAUUUAAAAAAGGGGAUAAAAUUUGAAGGGCAUGCCAAGCGUCACAAUCAGGUGACACAUAUGGUGAAUAAUUUAUUAAAUCAAAGGUCAAAAGCACAUCCUCCCAUCAUUUUAUACAGGACGAGUGGAAUAGAAAUGGGCUUUAGGGAAAAACUCAAAGAUGGGACACAUUUUAAGGAUGCAUUUAUGCCCCAGUACAAACAAGGGGUUAAGGACGCCCUAUUCCUUGGCAUAGCAAGGAAGAGUGAGUAUUUCUUAAUCCAAAUAGUCUUUUAACAUAGUUAUGGCAUGGUACUAUAACUAAGGAAGCAAGGCUUAGUAAGUAGGCCAAGUAAAAAAUUUUGCAUGAUACUAAUGACACAUACGUCCAUGUUAUUAUUUAGCUAGCUAGUAUCCAAGGACUAUACUCUCAUCUAAA